UCGCCGCACACCUCUCGUUCGACGGUUCUAAAAAGCCGUCGGAGCCCGCAGAUAAUUAAUUACACACAAGGUCGCGGCAGAAGCUGCCCUUGCCCGAUUAGAUAGGGCGCCGUGUAGGAGAAAGUUGAGUCAGUCAGCCGUCGCAGACGCCGCUCUCAGUCCACGUGCGUACGCUCGCCGGGAGAGACAUCGCGCUCGCUCGCCACUGUCCGUCUCACCAUGUCCGAGGAGUCGUUGGCCGUCGUCGGGGGAGGUCUGGUUGGGUCCCUCUGCGCGUGUCUCCUCGGCAACCGGGGCUACCAAGUCGACCUCUACGAAUCCAGGGACGACAUCCGACUGCAGGAGCAUGUCCCCGGUCGGAGCAUCAACCUGGCGCUGUCUGUCCGCGGGAGGGCGGCACUGGCGCUGCUCGGGCUCGAGGAAGAGGUCAUCGAGCGGCACGCCAUUCCGAUGCGGGCGAGGCUUAUCCACCACCCAGACGGCUCGCGCAGGGCCAUGCCGUACGGAAAGGAGGGACAGGCUAUCUACUCGGUAGGGCGGCGUUUCCUCAACGAAGUCUUGUUGACGGCGUGCGAGGCCAAUCCCAACGUGAAAAUACACUUUCGUCACAAGCUUCAGACGGCGGAUCUCGACAAAGCGCAUCUCACGUUUCGCGGGCCCGAUGGUCAAGAGCUUCGCGUCCAGCAUCGCGCCCUGUUCGGAUGCGAUGGCGCUUACUCUGCGGUACGGCGGCAGAUGCUUCGAAGGCCACGGUUCAACUAUUCCCAGACUUACAUCCCCCACGGCUACCUAGAGCUCUGCAUACCGCCCACAAAAGACGGCCAGUUCGCCAUGGAAGUGAACUAUCUGCACAUCUGGCCCCGGGGUGAGUUCAUGCUGAUAGCGCUGCCCAACCAGGACCGGACAUACACGGCGACGCUGUUCAUGCCCUUCGACAUCUUUGAGAGCCUGUCCUCGGCGGAGGAAGUGCUCGCCUUCUUCCGCGUCCACUUCCCGGACACCAUUCCGCUCAUCGGAGAGGACCACCUGGUAAAGAGUUACUUCGCUGUGGACGCCUCACCCAUGGUUAUGAUCAAGUGCAAUCCCUAUCACGUGGCCGACAAGUCAAUACUGCUGGGAGACGCCGCCCACGCCAUGGUGCCCUUUUACGGUCAGGGCAUGAAUGCUGGUUUCGAGGAUUGCUGCCUGCUGAACGAGUUGCUCGACCAGUGUGGGCUGGAUGACCUGGGUGCCGUCUUCUCAAAGUUCACCACAACCAGAAACCCGGAUGCGGAAGCCAUCUGCGACCUAGCCCUUUACAACUACGUCGAGAUGCGCGACCUGGUGAACACGCCCGUCUUCCUGCUGCGCAAGAAGCUGGACACACUGCUGAAUCGGCUCGCGCCCAGUCUUUGGAUUCCACUCUACACCACGGUCACUUUCUCCAGAACCAGGUACCACGAGUGUGUCAAAAACAGAGCCUGGCAGGACAAGUUGCUGUCCCGAAUAGUGAGCGGCACCCUGGCCAGCUUCGGAGUCGCAGCGCUCGCCGUUGGCUUGCAGUAUGCCCGAAACUUCUAGUUGUCUGACUCUGCGUGCUCACGAGAGUGCCCAGUCGUACCCAAGCCAAAGAGGAGGAUGACCGCGCUUCCAUGCAUUUUCUAGGCAGCUCGAAGACCAUUGGGACAGCAGUGCGGGCUAGUAGGCGUCCUCGAAAGAGAGAAACGGACAACCUCCCCCCGCCCCCCCCCCCUCCCCCCUUCCUGUCUACUGUUUUAGAAACUGCUCGAUAUAAAGGUGAUCGUUGACGUUGAAAGAUCCGAAUGCGAA
Molecule: messenger RNA, 1809 nt
Organism: Ixodes scapularis (black-legged tick)
Lineage: Eukaryota; Metazoa; Arthropoda; Arachnida; Ixodida; Ixodidae
Gene: cn
Product: kynurenine 3-monooxygenase
Exons: 14
Coding region: 220-1560 (446 amino acids)
Biological process (GO): L-tryptophan catabolic process; quinolinate biosynthetic process; NAD+ metabolic process
Cellular component (GO): mitochondrial outer membrane
Molecular function (GO): kynurenine 3-monooxygenase activity; FAD binding; NAD(P)H oxidase H2O2-forming activity
Source: RefSeq, a predicted model, not a curated record